Messenger RNA from Corythoichthys intestinalis (scribbled pipefish), 3692 nucleotides. RefSeq names its product death domain containing 1 (gene dthd1). Gene Ontology annotation, molecular function: protein binding. The record is from RefSeq and is a predicted model, not a curated record. Bases 1285 to 3567 code for a protein of 760 amino acids. The transcript is spliced from 10 exons. Gene Ontology annotation, biological process: signal transduction. Lineage: Eukaryota; Metazoa; Chordata; Actinopteri; Syngnathiformes; Syngnathidae.
CACUAAAUGUAACUCAUAGCAUUAGCAUAUAAUUCGCGUUAGCUUUAGGCUAGUGCUACGAGACGAAUGCCAGUUUUCGUUUUACGAGACGAAAAUGCGCCAUAGUUUCUGUCACAUGUUCACAAUGUGUGACUCUUUUUUGUGUCGUUAGCUUGCAUUGUAGCAGUGUCUGGUUGUGUCACUCGUGUUGUACUACGCCUUGCAAAACACAGUAAAAAUUUUCUUAUCUUUAGCCUUUAAAGGUCUGUGCUGAGUGAUCAUCAGAUACUAAAUGUAACUUCUAGCAUUAGCAUAGCAAAUUCACACCUUCACUUAUUUUUGGACAAAACUUUUGAAUUUUACAGACGAAAAUUUUUUGAGUAUUUCAACCAUAAGUAAACAAAAUUAGUAAUAUAGUUUUCGUCAACGAAAACUAGACAGAGACGUAUACAUUUGAAAUAACUAAAAUACGACUAAGACUAUUAAGUAUCUUUGUCCAAAAUACUCGGACUUUGAAAAGGGCUGUCAAAAACAACACUGGAUCCAAGUUUGUUUUGUAUCACCUUCGCACGAGUGUACCACCGAGACCAGGCUGAUGAAGAUCCAAAUGACCGCGUCGGUCUUCAUUGUGGACUGGAUUCUAGAGAGAGAAACACAUCUCGCUAACGACUCCUCGAGAGGUGUUAUCAUCAAUACAAACAAAUUCAAAACCAUGGCGAGACCUUACUUCGUCAGUCAGGAGACCUUCGAGACUUUGUCAUGUUCCUCUUCACUGACUGUUCCCUGGCAGGGGAGAAAAGAUGCCUUUUAAUGCUCAAGAAUGAAGAUUGGUUCAGAAAUAGAUGACAGACGUUGGUGGAAAGGUGGUGGGAGGGGCGACAAAGAGCAGGAACGUUUGCUUCAGCAGAGAAAAGGAUGAAAAAAGCUCCCUCUCGUGGUUCAUAAAGCUGUUUUCGCUUUAGCGCUCAGACUAUUUAAGUCAUGAAUGCACGUAAAAUAAGCAGCGGAGGAAAAGACAUACACUGCCUCAGUCUGGCAAUUCUUUUGUCCUUCCACGUCACGCCUCCAGGAGUCGCCUUAGCAACAUGUUUUACAACCAGCUUGUGAAAUGUACUCCGUGUAGUAGGAUGGUUGUACACAGGAACCCUCGAGAGACAAGGACUUCCAUUCCAAAGUGGGGGAUGUAAGAAAGACCUCAUAGUAUUUACCGACUAUUCGUAGCUGGUUGCAGUUCGGUCUUAAAACUUUGUGAGACGUUUCGCCUCGACGAGGAAGACGAGGAGUCCUCGUGUCUUCCAACUCUUUAUGGACACCAAACAGGACGAUGUGGAUCGAGAGACGGCUUUGGGAGUGCUGAGUUGGCUCAGUGUUUUUUAUGCGAAUAGAAUGAGCGCAUGGAGGGAUGCUCUUCAAAAGUGUGUCUGCUUCCUUAACCCAAACCCGCCUGAUUUUACCGGUGCUUUGUUGAGUCUUCUGGAAGACUUAGAGCAAAUUCAAGACCAAUUGAACAGCAUUUGCAACAAGGUGGAGACUCAAGUAAAUCAGUUUAACUCGGAAGCAUCUCCAGACCUGAUGACUCGGCACCCCGAAACCGAUGGCGUACCGUUAGCCUCGAAGGUCCGGUCAGAAUGUGAAGAUGGAGAUGGUCAAGAACUGCUUUCAAGCAAUGAGCAAACAUUUGAGUCGGACAGUGUUACGUGUCGUGAUGAAGCAGAGGGUCAGGAGGUCAAAGGUAAUGAUGGCAACAACAUCUCAGACGGCGUCUCAGAGAAGAAAGAAUGGAUCAGGAUCGGACAACCAGACAUAGCAGGCGCAUGCUUCAUCAGAGCACCUUUGAGUUCCGCUGAAGCUGUGCGCUGCGAGGCGGCCGAUGCCAUGAGUUGCCUCAUGGUGACCGGCGCCGAGGAGCUGCUGAGCCGGGUGAUUCGGCUCCGAGCCGAAAGCCACGACGAUGACCUCCGCUUCCCUCUGACUUUAGCGUUGUCUUUCCGGGCGCGUUACCGUGGCAGCUACAGAACCAUAACUGUCAAGGUGGUGGAUGCCGAGGGGAGGGCCAGCUACCUUCUACCUGCUACGACGAAGGACACGUAUGGUGGGAAGAGGGGCUCCUUCGCAGAGGUUAAGGUAUACUCCCUUGGCUUGUUCGCGGUGGUUUCCUGUCUCAAACAGGAACAUUUCACAGUUCCUCGACGAGGCGUGUCAUAUAAAGUUCCCACGGACCCUCGUAUCUGCCUCAACUACCUCCCUGGAGCCUUUGCUGCUCCUGUAAUGGUGCAGUACACGAUCCAACCUCUCGACGCCGUUCUCCUGGCUUCCGUCAAGCCAAAAAGCGAGGCCUAUCGCCGCGUGGUGUCCACCAGCCCAAUACUCUACCUCACGCACCCGUCCUCGCAGACACUUCAAAGACCCUUGACCGUCACACUUCCCUGUCCGCCAAAUCCUGGCAAGCGGAAAGACACGAGGGGACAAGCGGAGGAAAAGCAGCGCUGCCUUCCUCAACUUGCCGCUGCUCCUCCAGCGUUGGAUUGGUCUUGUUCCCAGCAGAGGAGGAUGCCGGUUCCCUGCACGCAGUCUGCCAAGGAGAACCCUACGGAGCUUCUGAGUGUAGUGACCUCCAGGGACAGACAGUGGAGCUUUCUGGAAGACGUCCCGAUUCGGAAUCAUCAAAACGGCUUGGUGUCUUUUGAAAUUGCAGAGAGCUUUGACAGUUUCCUUGUGGUUCGGCUGUUGUCCCCGUUGCAAGCUUUCCAGCUCACCUCCCUGGCGGAGGACUUGGUGGAGACAGCCCGGCACCACCUGGUCACCGUGGUAAUUUGGCGGCUGCCGGACGAACCCCGCGCCAUCCUGGUGACCGCCCUGCCUAGCGGGGAGCUCAGGUGGGAACUUGCCCGACAGCGAGCAAAGGGCAACGGUGCGCCCCUGCAGACGUCUGCUGAGAUUUACAUGCAGGAGGGGGACCAGCUUCUCCUCCAUCUUUGUGGAAACAUCUCCUGCGCAGGAACUCAGAAGAACCAUCGCAUCACUUUUCACAGUCAACGCAAGAAUGAGCUACUUUUGCAUCUGACGGAAGUGGACCCCUUUGGUAACUACAGCUCCCCUCACUACAAGGGCGUCGUCGACUUCUAUAAGGUCAGCAGAGAUCAAGUGGAGUGGCGAGGGGACACGCCGGUCCGCGUGGAAGUAAAAAACCUAGGGAACCCCGUGUGCACGCUACCCUUGACUUUGCCAAAGCGAGUGAAACCAGCCGUGACACCGAAGACUAAGCUUUCUGAGCGGAUGGAGUCCACCUCAGAACCGCCGCUCGUCUGGCUAUCUGGCGAGCUUUCGGAAGACGAGUUGGCCCCCUUGGCGCUUUCGCUACAUCUUCGCCGCAGCGCCGCCCAACUGGUGAAACUGCGAGCUGGGGACAGUUUGCCGGACCGAGCUUUGGGCCUCUUGACCAUAUGGAAGAGGGAGCUGCCCGCGUCACAGAUGCAGCCCAAAAUUUCCCAGUUGGCGCGUUGCCUGGCCAGGAUCGGCCGGCCGGAUCUGGCCAGAGAGCUGCUGCUGCGCCAGGCCCGAGGAACGCGACCGUUGGACGUUGAAUGAAAAUACUCUGUCUUGAGAUAAGUCUUUCAUUCGUUUGCAGAAUGAAUGAUGCUCCUCAAACAUAUCACAAUAAAGUAUGAUAAGGUUUUUAAAUAUAUUUCUAAACCUUCCCCAGAUUUGCACUG